CUACAGCCCAUCUGUCUAUUCUUUACCUUUCCCUAUACCUUGUGUGUCCGUACCUAAUAAUCCGGAUUCAUCCACCCAUCUAACACUGCCUGUAACUUAUCCAUCUUUCCCGAUCUCCCGCCUCGCUUCUCCUUGCCGCCUAUACGUGACAUUCUCCCAUACACGCUUUCCUUGUCGAGGAACCACGACGACAAAGACAGUGACAGCGGCAGCUCUCUGUCUUCGAAGUAGUCGACGUUGACCAAGUCCGUCAUCCGCUCUUUUUUAUUCGACCUCGACUGCGCGACGGCGAAAAGGGGACACAUCUUUUGUGUAUAGGAUCGCUCGAAGAAGAAAGGACGAGGAGGAUUACACUACAGUACGACGCGAUUAGAGGAAACGACACACGAAUGAAUGUCUAGCCAUCGAUGAUUAUGGGGGAUUGAUUGACUGCCGCUACCGAUCUGUAUUGUUCGACGAAACGAGCCCCUUGCUCUUCGGUGGCGAUUGAGUUUUGGAAAGGGGUGGCCGAGUCCACAUCAUCACCAGCGAUCCUACUUGCUGACGAAAUCUAAUCACCCGUCUCCGCGUAAUCAAGGGUUGGCCUAAUCUUGGCUCGAAUCUAAUAAUUCAGCAUAUCCUAACCGACACAACAUAGUCGGUCUAGUAUCUAUCGUAACAAACUACCCGUUGUAAGAACAACAUCGCCGCUCUCGAUAUAGAAUUAUCCCGUCGCUCGACGGUUAGACGAAAGAAGAUAUAAUGGCAGGUCGCAGUGACGGCCCUGGGGGCAAUCGGGGCGAUUACGGAGAGGAAUGGGCUCGGGAUUUACGGAUUCAAUUCGAACAGCUCUUGAGAUCGAAACGAUUAAACGAAUUCGAACAAUCACGAGCGAAUCGAUCGCGCUUAGACUCGCCCGGCCCUCGGCAGCCCGCGUCGUCGUCUAACCUCCGAGCACAUUCGGCAGCGCCAUCUAGUAGCGGCAGUAGACCAUCAUCAUCAUACGCCCAAGGCCAUCCUUCUCCCGCGUCACCGCCAUCAUAUUCCUCAUUGCGAAAUCUACCGAAGAUUCCAACGCCACCUGCCCCCCAUGACCGAGAGUCACAGCAAUUCCGUAGUUUAAUCGUAUCGCUCUCCCUGACGCCAACAAAGUAUGAAAACCCUGGUCUGCUUGAUGAGGCCCUGCAAGUAAUACCUUUGGAGAGGAUAUAUAGCGAGGCCGAGGAGGAAUCUCAGGUAUUGCGAGCUCAGGCGGAUAGUAUGGGGGACGGUCGAAAACCCGACUGGGGUUACCAAGAUUGCGUAAUUCGGGCAUUAUUGAGAUGGUUCAAGCGAUCAUUCUUCAGCUGGGUUAAUAACCCGCCAUGUCCCGUCUGCAUGUCGCCAACUGUUGCGAGAGGCAGAACGCAACCGACACCCGAAGAGAGCGCCUGCGGAGCGUUACGGGUUGAGUUGUACGAGUGCUCUAACCAAGCGUGCCGGGCUUUCGAGCGGUUUCCGCGAUACAGCGACGUCUGGCGACUAUUACAGACGAGACGCGGCAGAUGCGGUGAGUGGGCUAACUGCUUCUCCAUGCUCUGCCGCGCAGUCGGUAGUCGCGUGCGCUGGGUCUGGAAUGCCGAAGAUCACGUAUGGACGGAGGUAUACUCGGAACAUAAGCAGCGGUGGAUUCAUGUCGACGCGUGUGAGGAAGCUUGGGAUAACCCGCGACUCUAUACCGACGGCUGGGGCAAGCAGAUGUCUUAUUGUAUCGCUUUCAGCAUAGAUGGCGCUACCGAUGUCACUCGCCGAUACGUACGCAAGAGCGAGCAUGCGCUCGAAAGGAAUAAGUGCCCCGAAGAGGUCAUGCUCUACAUAAUGCAGGAGAUCAAGAACAUUCGACGCAGCAACAUGAGCAAAGAGGAGCGAUUUCGAUUAGAGAAAGAAGACUCGAGGGAGGACCGCGAACUCCGAGGCUACGUCGUCGCCUCAAUCACUCAAGCGGUUACACGCAUGGUUCCGGGACCUUCGGCUUCUGCACCUACCGCCGCCAGUCGACCUUCCGGUUCCUCUUCUGCUAACGAGGACCAGAAGCUCCCUGCCGAACAACCAGCCCGGCAGAGUGGCAACGCGGAAUGGGUUGCCGCUCGUGGGGAGAAUGGGCGACGUAAUCAACAAUUCCAAGAUCCUAGAAACCCGCCCCGACAGUAA
Annulohypoxylon truncatum is the source of this 2169-nucleotide messenger RNA. RefSeq lists its product as uncharacterized. The record is from RefSeq and is a predicted model, not a curated record. The transcript has 2 exons. Gene Ontology annotation, biological process: protein quality control for misfolded or incompletely synthesized proteins; protein deglycosylation; glycoprotein catabolic process. NCBI's taxonomy places the organism in Eukaryota, Fungi, Ascomycota, Sordariomycetes, Xylariales, Hypoxylaceae. Gene Ontology annotation, cellular component: nucleus; cytosol. Gene Ontology annotation, molecular function: peptide-N4-(N-acetyl-beta-glucosaminyl)asparagine amidase activity. Bases 742 to 2169 code for a protein of 475 amino acids.